This is a messenger RNA of Hyaloperonospora brassicae, 1656 nucleotides long. The record is from the annotation of a GenBank genome assembly. NCBI's taxonomy places the organism in Eukaryota, Oomycota, Peronosporomycetes, Peronosporales, Peronosporaceae.
AUGGGAUCUCUAAAUGUCGCAACGUGCGUGGACCCGCUCAGUGGCUGCGUGAAUGAUUCGGCCACUGUUUACCAGGACGUCAAUGGCGUUCGAUGGAGUUUUCUGCUGAACUAUACCAACCUCUCGUUCGGCACGUAUGGCAACAACAAGUUUUACAUGAUGCAGCUGAUCCAGGACGGCUCCAAGUACAUGAUCUUUCGCAAAUGGGGACGAGUUGGAGCGAAAACGCCGCAGCGAGCUCUGGAAGAUUAUAACACGGCUUUGGAGAAAGCACAGGCAUCGUUUGCGAAGAAGUUCCUGGACAAGAGCGGGAAUGAAUGGCCACUGACGGGACCGUUCAGAAACGUGAGCGGAAAGUAUGUGCUUGUCGAGCUGGAUGACAAAGCGCCAGUGGACGAAAAGGACGAAGAAGCGGGCGCAGAGGAAGAAGAAGAGGAAGAAGUGCUGUCAACGUUGCAUGAGACUGUUCAAGGCGUCGUAAAGCUCAUUUGUGAUGCCGAUUUGAUCGCACAAGAAGUAGCAAACAUGAACCUCGACUUGGAGCGACUCCCCUUAGGCAAGCUGUCAACGCGUCAAAUCUCGCAGGGGUAUGCUUUACUGCAACAGCUAUCAGCAGCACUCAAGGAAAUCGAAGAUCUGAGCAGGGCCGUUGCAAACGCAGAUGAAGCAGAACGAGGACAGCGACCGAAAACGCGUCGAUCUGCUCGAGUCAAGCAACCGGCCACCCCGCAUGCUGCUCAAAUCCGUCGCUUGAAAAACAGUCUCAAGACGCUCUCGAGCGACUUCUACACGCUCAUUCCACACGACUUUGGGCGAAAGUUGCCGCCUGCAAUCGAUUCCCUGGACGAAGUGAAGCUGAAGAUCGACUUGCUCGAAGUGCUCGCGGACAUUGAGAUUUCGCAAAAGCUGCAGGCUGAGAAGAAGAAGAACGCAAAGACUCGUGACGGUACCAAGUUGAACUCUCUUGAUGUGCAGUACAACCUGUUGAACAUCCGAAUGGAUCCGUUAUCUGAAUCGACUGACGAGUUCAAGAUCAUUGAAAAAUAUGUGAAGACGACGCAUGCUCCGACUCAUGUGCAGUACAAGCUGCGCAUCAAUUCGGUUGUGGCGAUUUUGCGUCCAGACGAAGAGAAGUAUGCAGACGUUUUCAAGUCCGUGGACAACCACAUGUUGCUAUGGCACGGAUCUCGUUUGUCGAACGUCGUGGGCAUUUUGUCAAAAGGACUUCGUGUUGCUCCACCUGAAGCCCCCAACAACGGGUACAUGUUUGGCAAAGGAAUCUACUUUGCUGACUCGGUGUCCAAGUCUGCAAACUAUUGCUGGGCAUCGCCACAGAACCCAAAGGGUGUGCUCAUCUUGGCGGAAGUGGCUUUGGGAACGACGUACCUAGCACGAGAAGCGGAAGAUUUGACAUACACCACGUUGCAGAAAUCCAAACGUUGCGACAGCACGUUAGGCGUCGGUCGAAUGGCUGCUCCCGUCAAAGGCUACGAGACCAUUGAUCACGACGUUGUGGUUCCUGUCGGCGAAUUUGAGCCUUCCGAAAGCGACGGCGCACUGCUCUACAACGAGUUUAUCGUGUAUCGCCAGGAGCAAGUGAAGUUGCGCUAUCUUGUCAGCCUUGACUUUCUCUAUGAGCAAGAAGACGAGGAGUGA